This is a messenger RNA of Cylicostephanus goldi, 197 nucleotides long. The record is from the annotation of a GenBank genome assembly. NCBI's taxonomy places the organism in Eukaryota, Metazoa, Nematoda, Chromadorea, Rhabditida, Strongylidae.
AUGACAAAAUCACUGAUUGAUUUGGAUCCUACCUCUGUUUGUGGAACCGGAGUGGCAGCUCGUAACGAAUGGACUCGUCUCUUCAAAGCAGCUACGGAUGGAGCGGAAAGAUUCGGUGAGGAUUUGGCUAAAACAGCCAAAUCAUGUAAGAUCUAUGAUACAUUCUUUAGUUUACUUCUGCUUCUUGUAAAAUAAAA